UGAAGAAGGAAAACAGUUCAACACAGAGCGAGUGACAGCACACGCCGGUCUCUCUCUGAAACAGAAAGUUCAACGUGUUUCAGUUGCGUUUAAAGAUGGAUAGACCGAUGAAACGACCGAGAGAAGAUCAAGAUGAAGAAUCUGUGUGGGACGUGAAACGGGUUCAUGAUGAAGAUUUUAUGCGCUGGGGCGUUAAUGAAACAGUCGCAUAUCUCAGGAGAGAGGGACUCGAAGAAUGGGAACAAGUCUUCAGAGAACAGGAAAUAACAGGACAGGGGCUACUAUGCAUUACGGAGGUACAUUUGGAAAAGAUGGGCAUUUCCCCUCUGGGUUCUCGCCUGAAAGUUCUUCACUGUCUUCAGAAGCUCUGGCAAAUCUCAAAUGAUGACAUGAAGGUUUUCAAUGACCCUAUCCAUGGCCAUAUUGAAAUGCAUCCUUUACUAGUCCGCAUUAUAGACACGCCUCAAUUUCAGAGGCUUCGUCACAUCAAACAGCUGGGAGGAACUUAUCUAGUAUUCCCUGGGGCUUCCCACAACCGCUUUGAACAUUCAAUUGGAGUGGGAUAUUUGGCAGGAUGUCUAGUUCAGGCUCUUAAUCAGAGACAACCAGAGCUACUCAUCACAAGGCAAGACACUCUUUGUGUCCAGAUUGCUGGGCUGUGCCAUGACUUGGGUCAUGGCCCUUUCUCUCAUAUGUUUGAUGGCAUGUUCAUCCCUAAAGUUCGACCUGGAGAGAAAUGGAAGCAUGAGAUGGCCUCAGUUCAGAUGUUUGACCACCUUGUGAAGGUAAAUGAUCUUGAAAAGGUGAUGGAACAGCACGGGUUGACUCUGCCCGAUGACCUUAUAUUCAUUAAAGAACAGAUCGCUGGGCCUUUGGAUGCAUCUAUCCUGGACACUACGCAAUGGCCAUAUAAGGGCAGACCGAAGGAGAAAUCAUUCCUGUAUGAGAUAGUGGCUAAUAAAAGGAAUGGCAUUGAUGUAGACAAAUGGGAUUAUUUUGCUCGAGACUGCUAUCAUCUUGGUAUCCAGAACAAUUUUGACUAUCAUCGUUUCCUCAAGUUUGCCCGAGUGUGUAAAGUGAGAGGAAGAAAGCACAUUUGUACCAGGGACAAGGAAGUUGGUAAUCUCUAUGACAUGUUUCACACGCGGAACUGCCUUCAUCGGCGGGCGUAUCAGCAUAAAGUGGGCAACAUCAUUGAGACAAUGAUCACAGAGGCCUUUGUAAAGGCUGAUCCUCAUAUCAAGAUCCAGGGCUCCUCAGGCAAGAUAUUUACAAUCUCUUCAGCUAUAAACGACAUGGAGGCCUACACCCAACUUACAGAUCAUAUAUUUGAGCAGAUUCUGUACUCAUCCACACCGGAACUGGCUGAUGCUCGUGCAAUCUUAAACAACAUUGUCUGUAGACGUUUGUACAAAUGUGUGGGUCAGACCACACCAGAGACACAUGUAGAUGUGUCACAGGAAAAACAGCUUGACUGGGCAAAAGAAGUGGCCAAUUCCAAACCCAGUGGCUUAGAUGAAAACCUAAUGGCUGAGGACUUUGUAGUCAGUGUCAUUCAAAUGGAUUAUGGAAUGAAGGAGAAAAACCCCAUCAACAACGUCCACUUCUACUGUAAAAAGGAUCCCACUAAAGCCAUCAAGAUUCGCAAAAACCAGGUGUCCAAACUCCUGCCGGAGCGGUUUGCUGAGCAGCUUAUCAGGGUGUACUUUAAAAAGACAGAUGACAGGAGCCUGGAAGCUGCCAGAAAGUGUUUUGUCCAAUGGUGCAUGGACAAAAACUUCACUAAACCACAGGAUGGAGAUAUAGUUGCUCCAGAGCUCACCCCCCUUAAAAGAGACUGGCACACCCAUGAAAGAGACGACGAAGACAGUGAGAUAGACGAUGAUGAUAAAGAUGAGUACACUGAUAUAACAGAUAAAACGCCCAAAAAGACUGGUCGUAACGUAAAAGUGAACCUUUUUCAAGCUUAGGGUGAAAACAUUGCUCUUUGAACAACUUUACUGGGCUUAGGGAAAUUUUUUCAUAGCUAUAACUUUUUAUGAUAACUGUGCUUUUCUGUAACAUGAGGAAAUUAAAUCCAAAGGCAUUGGGUAGAAAUGCUCACCAGUCUGCUGGUAUUCAAUCUCUGUAGUAGGUCAAAGGUAAAAAAAAAAAAAGGAAAUUGUUUUGAAAGGUUUUGUGUAAUAUUUAGGGUUAUUGAUUGUACUCUUUUGCCUUUUUUUUUUUUUUAAUGCAACUUGUCUGACACCGAUUCUUUCCUGAAUGAGUGAACUAUCAUGUUUAUUUCUUAAAUUGUUUUAUUGUGUUUCAGUGAUACCAGGUCACCAAAAGUUUGUACUUAAAACUUAUUUUUAUUAUUUAUUUUAUUAUUUUCCAACCUGACUGUUACUGUGUUUCCUAAAACGUAUUUGUAAAUCUUUUACAGUAAAAAAGAAUGUGAAAGCAUCUGCCUUUAGGCCUAUUAUUCCAGAAAUCAAUUUGUUAACAUCUGAAACUUUAUGAAAACAAAAAAACAAGUGUUAUUGUAUAUUUGAGCUAACAUUUUCAAUACAAUUUAGUGAUGUUCUCAGGGAUAUUCUUAUGACCUCUUUCAGAAUUGUAUCUACAUAAUUAAAAAUGUUUUACUGUUAUGUAUUGUAUGUGCAGCAGCUGAGCUAGAUUUUUUCAGGCAAAUAUCUUUACAGUUUGAAAUGAAACAAUAUCAUUAGUUUUAUACACUUUUCAGGGAUUUUCCACAUUGAUCGCAAUGCAUUGAAGAAAGGCAUAUCGGCAAGCAAACCUUGCCCUCAGCUGUUUUACACCUUUAAUAUAGGUGGCGCUGAUGGACAAUGAGCUUUACUGGUGCACACACCCAACUGAGCAGCUGAUCACCCCUCAACCUUCACCAUAGAGAGCUUAAAGGGACACUCCACUUUUUUUGAAAAUAUGCUCAUUUUCCAGCUCCUGCCAUUGAAAGUUACUGAGGGUGACUAUUUUCGGCUGGUGCUCCUCCUGCAGCCAUGUUACAACAGCAAAGUCCUUGAUUAUAACGCCAGAAUGAGCGUUUUUUUUAAAUAAAGGGACUUAAACAGUGUGCAGAUCUUUUUUCUGUUUUUUGAUUCAUUGUUUGAUCUUGCACCUGGUCAAGACUUUUUUUGGAUGUGCGUAUCCUAAUUUCUCUUCAAGUAUAGCUCCUAGCCAUAUCUGCCUAGAAAAUCACAACUUUUAAUUUUCCGUUGGUCUUAGCAAACGAUGUAACUCCAUAAGAGUCAAGUUUUAAAUAGGAAUAAUAUCCAAACUCUUUGGUUAUUUUUUUUGUGUGAUGCUAAUGGUCUAAUCAGAUUCUAUGGAUUAUGCUAAGCUAUGCUAAAAGUGCUAGCGCCAGACCCAGAGAUCAGCUAGGGAAGCUGGAAAAUGAACAUAUUUUCAAAAAAGUGGAGUGUCCCUUUAACAAAACCUAUAAGCUGGAAAAAUUAAUGAAAGACAACGAGAAAAAUAAAAUGUAUUUUUCUAUAAGCAGUAUGAGUAGUGCAGAUGAGUUUGUCAUUUUAUUUAAAGAAGACAUGAUAUAAAUUGUACUUGUGCUUAAAGAAGCACAGGACGUUAUACAGAAUGAUUUAAAAACUCUGUAUUAUCAUUAUACACAUAAGCAUGAGUUCAGAUGUAAGAAUGUUUUUAUAUUUGUGUCAUAUUUUAACAAUAAAAUGGUUUGACUUUUA
This is a messenger RNA of Paramisgurnus dabryanus, 3698 nucleotides long. RefSeq names its product SAM domain and HD domain 1 (gene samhd1a). Gene Ontology annotation, biological process: dGTP catabolic process; defense response to virus; regulation of innate immune response. Lineage: Eukaryota; Metazoa; Chordata; Actinopteri; Cypriniformes; Cobitidae. The record is from RefSeq and is a predicted model, not a curated record. Gene Ontology annotation, cellular component: nucleus. Gene Ontology annotation, molecular function: protein binding; dGTPase activity.